Messenger RNA from Knipowitschia caucasica, 516 nucleotides. The record is from the annotation of a GenBank genome assembly. NCBI's taxonomy places the organism in Eukaryota, Metazoa, Chordata, Actinopteri, Gobiiformes, Gobiidae.
AUGGAGCCUCCAGGGGUAGUGUGCGCUGUACAUUCAGAUGUGCAGCUCUCCCCAAACCGCAGAUCACCGUGCUCUUGGGCCUCAUCGCGGGACGUCCUGACAGCCCUAUGCACCUCCUGGCAGAAAAUCACGGACCCCCUCAACCUCAGGCCCCUCUCCCGGUCUCACCGCUGCGGCUUCAUGGAAGACAGGAAGUUGUUUGUGGGCAUGCUAAACAAACAGCAGACGGAGGAAGACGUGUACCGCCUCUUCGAACCCUACGGAGUGAUCGAGGAGUGCACGGUCCUAAGAGGUCCGGACGGAAACAGCAAAGGGUGCGCCUUUGUCAAGUUCUCCACGCACACCGAGGCUCAGUCCGCCAUCAGCGCUCUCCACGGCAGCCAAACCAUGCCUGCUUCUCUCCCCCUCAUCAGCUCCCCUCUGCGCCCCCGUAACCUCACUGCAACUGGGGCCGGAGCACAGACCCCCAGCCUCUUUGAUAAGUUCAGACAUGGCAGCCUGCACACAGACCCCUGA